AUUGCCCCUCCACCCCACCAACUUUUACCCCUCCAUGCUUGAACAGCGUGAAUAGGAAAAGAGACAAUAUCGUAACUUUCAACCAAUCUAGGUUUACAUACGUCAAAUUAAUUACGUGCUCAAUACGGAGGACAAAAUGAAGCCUCAUGUGGUAACAUCCGAGCCACUGGAGAUUGGAGAUGCCAGAUGGAUGACGUUGGUCAAAAUUAAGUACAGAGACGUGGAUGGUAAAGACCGCGUCUGGGAAGGAGUCGAGAGAAAGACACGCGCGACAGGCGGCUCAGUCGACGCGGUCCACAUUGUUGCCGUGUUCAAGAAAGAAACAGGCCCAGAGCUUCUACUCCAGCGACAGUUCCGCCCGGCCGUGGGCAAAAUCUGUAUCGAACUCCCCGCUGGACUGCUUGACAAAGGCGAAACCGUCGAACAGUGCGCGAUUCGCGAACUCGCAGAAGAGACUGGCUACGUCGGUACCAUCAAGCCGGAUUCGUAUGGGAACAGCCCGAAGCUUUUCGGCGCUGGCCUUCAAAUGCUGACUCUAUCUAGUUCCUGCUCUGUCAUAGUCCAUGUUGAUAUAGACAUGCAAGCAGAGGAAAAUCGCAAUCCCAAGCCGCGCUUGGAAGAAGGGGAAUUCAUCGAGUGUUUCUCACUGCCCUUGACCAGCCUUUACGUCGAAUGUAGGAGACUAGAAGCCGAAGGUUAUGCUAUUGAUGGAAAGCUCGGGUCUUUCAUAGAGGGCUUUCAAAUGUCCCAGGUGUGGCGAGCCUAA
Colletotrichum scovillei is the source of this 766-nucleotide messenger RNA. RefSeq names its product ADP-ribose pyrophosphatase. Lineage: Eukaryota; Fungi; Ascomycota; Sordariomycetes; Glomerellales; Glomerellaceae. The transcript has 4 exons. Gene Ontology annotation, biological process: ribose phosphate metabolic process; nucleoside phosphate metabolic process. Gene Ontology annotation, molecular function: ADP-ribose diphosphatase activity. The record is from RefSeq and is a predicted model, not a curated record. Bases 137 to 766 code for a protein of 209 amino acids. Gene Ontology annotation, cellular component: cytosol; nucleus.